This is a messenger RNA of Cydia fagiglandana, 2830 nucleotides long. It is a transcript of the gene Tango6, whose product is annotated as transport and Golgi organization protein 6. The transcript has 5 exons. NCBI's taxonomy places the organism in Eukaryota, Metazoa, Arthropoda, Insecta, Lepidoptera, Tortricidae. The record is from RefSeq and is a predicted model, not a curated record. The coding region runs from base 76 to 2817 and encodes 913 amino acids. Gene Ontology annotation, biological process: protein secretion.
GUUCACAGUUAUUAGUACAUAAAAAGAAUUCCAGUUUAGCGUUCCAGCGACCAGCUACGUACACACAACAAAAUAAUGGCAAACAUACUCAAGUUUUUUGAAAAUCUCGAGAAGAUACUAAAUCCAGAGGGCCAGUGUCAAUUUGUCUCCUUAAAUUUGAGAUCUGUACCAAAGGAUACAGAUAGGAAGAUUAGUUUUAUGGAACUCAGUCAGUUUUUACAAGCCCUAUUCAGAGAAAUAGAUGCUAUUGCAAUAGAAUUAAAAAAAGAUGAAACAAUUUUAGUGAGUGUUAAAAACCAAAAAACUCUACGCACAUGUUUUCAAUUGAUAACCUCGUUGGGUGUGUCAAGAUGCCUAAUCCCAGGAUUAGGGAUAAAUUUGUCUAAGAGAUGUUCAUCAGCAGCCAUUCUUCACCCGCUUACCCUAAGUGAUGAAGAAAAGUAUGAAAUGCUUAUAGAGUGCACUGACUUUUUCACCCGAUGCUACAUGGUACCAGUUUUAAAGAAUAUAAUAGUCACUUUGCAUCUAUCUGAUUACUUAGCUGCUUUGAUACAGUUAUCAUUUGCUCCUUUGAAGAAACCUGGCACAUAUGGUCAUUUCACAAUGACUCCUGAGCUGUAUAACAGGUUAAACAUAGAUAGAAAAAAAUACCUGAAAGUUUAUGAACAUUUGGUAGAAAAUUGCUUUCAACCAAUACUUAUGAAAGAACUAUUGGUACUACAAGGUGUGACCGAUCCACAGCCUCCAGCUUUUGUUAAAAGGGUUAUAGCUAAGGAAAUGAGCUGCAGAUUGUUGGCCCCUGGAGGUUUGCUCAGCCUCAUAAGAUGUUUCAUUGAAAGUUAUGGGAUAGACUCUGGAAUUGAGUGGAAAAAAAUUGAUUUGAUAUGUAAAAUUGUUGCUGCUAAACACGGAACUGCUUCUGAAAAUGAUUACCUCAGUAAUAUAUGUUCCCAGUUGAAGAAUAUACUGGUGUCAAACAACACACAUUACUUAUCAACGGCAGUGGCCUGUGUCCUCAUGUUAAAUGAGACAUAUCCCCAAUCAGAAGCAGUGCAAGGUUUAGUCAAAAUUAUUUUUCAAACUUUAGUUUAUGAUGAGUUAUCAUUGAGACCAUCCUUACCAGGGACUAUAGCAUUGUCAGCCCAAGAGGUGGAAAGGGCAGUCAACAUGCUACAUGCUUGUGUAUACACCACAAAAUUAGACUGGCCUGCAGCUCUACUGCAUCCUAAUUUGUAUUUGCUUUUUAUGAUUGGGGUCAAAUGUACCAAAAAUGAGGAGAUGAAAACAAAAAUAAAGGAAAUACUUAUAAAAUUGUUAGAGUCAUUGUGCCAAAAUGAUGUCAGGAGUACAAUGAUCAAGUUGCUAUUUGGGAAUGAUGAAGAAAGAGUGACUAAGAUAUCUGUUGAAGAAUAUGAUGCAGGGAUUGCUGUUAAAUUUGUAUCAGAUGUGGCUGAAUAUCCCACAAAGGAUGCCCUUGAGUAUUUUAUGACUCUGUUCACAGCAUCAUCAAAUCUUACUUUUGUUCGAGCAAUUUUUGAAAGUGCAUUGCAAAUUCUUAUCAAUUUGACUGAAAAGAGGAAAGCAAAAAGAAAUAAUAUUUUGCUCACUCCUGAAGAUGACCCAAUUAUUAUAGACAAUAUAGAUGAAAAAUAUGUAGACAUUCUGCAGCUUCUCUCUGAAAUAUGCACAUAUCCUAAAGUGAUAUCUACAUUAAAAGAGUCCCCCGCAGGGGUGCUUAAUUUCAUAGAAUACUUUCUCAUGAGAAACUUUGGGAACUCUGAUGAUGAAUGUGUUACUAUUGCUUUGGUUGUGUUGAACACAAUAUUGGAAAACUCCAGUGUCAAUAAAGAUAUAGAAAAAAUGUUCAGCAAUAUUACUCCUAUGCUGAAGAGAAUGGCAGAAGAUGAUUCGGGAUUAAACAAUAUCUUGUGUAAAGAGGCUUUAUCUUUAAUAAAGUGUAAUAAGCCCCAGCAGCCAGAAACAGCGUGUGCUAAGGCAAUCGCCGAUGUUUUUGACCCGUUGUUGCCCGUCAGAGCUCAUGGUAUUAUAGAGCUCACUAAAUUGAUUGAUGCUAAAAAUACAGAAGCCAUCUCUAAGAAACAUUUUAUAUUCUGCCUUUUCCAGGAUCAAUUAAAGGACACUGAUUCGUACAUCUACUUAGCAACAAUAAAUGGCAUAGCGUCUCUAGCAACCCUGUGUACUGAAGACGUCCUGCAUGUCCUGUGCCGGGAGUUCAUCCAGAUUCCAGACCAGCCUGCACACAUUCAGACCUCAAAAGACCAAAACAGUUCCGCAGAACUGAAAAUGAAAAUUGGUGAUAUUAUUGUGAAAGUUACUAGAAACCUUGGUGAAAUGGCUGUCGUGCACAAAACGAUUCUGCUAAACACAAUGCUGAGUGCGUGUCGGCAUGACGACCCUUUCAUUCGGGCGUCCGCUCUCUCCAACUUGGCUGAAAUUGCUUUGGUUCUUCACUACAGAGUAGGAUCUAUUAUUUAUGAGAUACUCCUAUGCGUUUGGAGCAUAAUAGAGACGGAUCCAGCCGUGGAGUGUCGCCGAGCAGCUGUCAUGGUCAUAUCCAGCCUACUCAAGGGCCUCGGUAAGGACACUCUCAUAGAGCUAAAGGACAACCUUCUACCCAUAUACAGGACCCUGAAGGAACUCUACAGAGACCCCGACGAAGACCCCACGGUACGACUACAUGCUCAAAUAGCUCUCGAAGAGCUCAAUGAUAUCGUUAAGCAUUUUUUAAUUCCGACAGUAUCGAUGGAAAAUCGAUCAUUUCUGUUAGGUGGACCUAAAGACAUUGUUUUUAAAUAAAACUGCGACGGUA